GCUACAUGACUUUGAAGCUCUCAAACAACUCUCUACACCCCGUAGUCCGCCUUUUUCGAUCGAGAUACAGCUUCUGAGUACCUCAGAUCCCGCCGUCUGAUCGUCCACCUCCCUCCACCACGUCCGUAUCACGACAGAGGCACCGUUUUCCUGUGCAUGCCACAUCACCCUCUCUCCCUCUUCAACCCGUUCGAUCUCUACCUCUCCGAUAGCCACCAUCAUCAUGCUGAACCGAGUCCCCCGUCUCGCCACGCGCUCAGCGCAGCCUUUGGUCUCUCGCCUCCGCAUGCAACAACCUCUGCAAGUUCGGACUGCCCAGCCUUUCCGUCUUGCGAGCUCUCAUUCCGCCGCCCACGAACUCAAGGGCAGUGACGGUGGCCACGAACACGAUGAACAUCAUGGCCAUGAUGACCAUUUCGACCCUCCCGGCGGUUGGCUGUGGGGUAUCAGACCCGGUGAAAAGGCUGAGAAGGAAGGUUGGGAACCUUUGGCCUAUGUCUUUGUCGGUGCGUGGGUGGUUGCGGUGGCGGCUUAUACAAUGAAAGAGGACACAUCGAUACAAACGUGGGCGUUAGAAGAGGCCCGGAGAAGACUUGAGCAAGAAGGGUUCUAUGACGAAUCAAAGUAAAACUCUUGACCAUGUUGGAACACUGCACGGCUGCAGAGACCACUCCAACUAGUCAAGCAAUGUGGGGCUGAACGACUGACCAACAUUGCCGGCCAUUCGAUCAGCAUAUCACCGUGUCCUUUCGGCGUUUUUGGGCUGUUGAAUGUUUUCAGAUGCACAAGAUGCAAAUACGCAACUGCGAGUCCAGACCGCGUGGUCUCCCAAGAGCCACCGGGAUACAAAUGCAGGAGAUACAAAUUUCUACCGGGAUCGGAUCAGAUCAAAAGGCAGAUAGAGCCUCUGAGGAGCCCUGCUGAGGGUGCCAUAGUGCAACAAAGUCAGAACAUGUUAUAGGGUGUCGGGCUAGCUGCUGGUUGACAAACCGAUGUUAACCUGACCCUAACUGGUGUUUCUGCCAUGGUAUCAUAGUAUGCAGCUCACGUUCUUGUACAUAUGAAUCCCUAUGCCAUGAGAUUUCUCCAAGAGUUAAGAUGAGAGGUUUCUUUCCUCCUGUGUAUUGAUCCUCUGAACCAAAUUACCGAACUAUUGUCCCGUGGUCAUCCAUCUAUUUGUCUGUUGAUGGAUCAUCUAUCAUCUAUCAUCC
Messenger RNA from Exophiala mesophila, 1211 nucleotides. RefSeq lists its product as uncharacterized. The record is from RefSeq and is a predicted model, not a curated record. The coding region runs from base 224 to 628 and encodes 134 amino acids. The transcript has 2 exons. NCBI's taxonomy places the organism in Eukaryota, Fungi, Ascomycota, Eurotiomycetes, Chaetothyriales, Herpotrichiellaceae.